AUGGAUCAUCCGGUACUGAUUGGUUUACGUCGUCCACUACUUCAGCUCUUCGCCAGAACUGUACCAAGGAUACAUAAGAAGAUUUUAUCUGCAGUGGAUGAUCAGCAUUCAUUGGAGGAUAUUCCCAUACAAAUCCAUUUACAUGGAAUAGAUCCGUUGAAUCAGUUCUUGACGAAUAAGGAUGUAUUUUUCAAUGAAAAUAUUCCUUCAAUAGAAAUUGGUGGCGUUUGUUAUGAAUUUAUUCGGAAUCCACCUGAUUGCAAUGAAAUUGAUAUAGAUUUGCUGCCAAUAGUUGAUUGUCCAGUUAUCGCAAAAUAUAAUUUACGUCCCGGAUCUCCGACUUCAGUAAAUCCAAGGUUCUUUUGGUAUGUUAGUGAAGAAGGUGUACCUCUUGCAUUACCAGAAAAGACAACAGGCUUAGAGAGCUGCGCAUAUUCGUUGGAUAGGUGGAAUUUCCGAUAUGCCGGUCCUAUAUUUUAUCCAAAAUCGGAGGAUAUUGGAAAGCAACUUUGUGUGGUUGUCGAUUUGGGACCGAAAACUAUUAUUCGUUGUGUGUUAUCAAAGGAUUUAAUUAAGGAUAGACCUUCCGAACCCUUAAUUUUUGAAGAAAGGCAAGCUCAGCAUUGUGCAGAAAGUGCUUCUAACGGAUGUUUGCGUGUUAUGUCGUACAAUGUUUUAGCAGAUUUAUAUUUAGAUUUAAAUUUGCCACAGCAAGAUCUAUUUUUUUCUUAUUGUCCGGUGCAGUUCCAGAGUUUUCCUUACCGCUAUCCUCUUCUUCUGAAAGAAUUACCAGGUUAUAAGGCAGAUUUGAUUUUUCUUCAAGAAGUCGAUGAUCGGCUACGUUCUCGUUAUCUUCCAGUUUUUAUGAGAGAGUAUGGUUAUGAAUUUUGCUUCAAAAGAAAAGGAUUGUUAGUUACUGAAGGAAUGGUGACAUUGUACAAAACUAAUAAUUUUAGCCUUAUAGAUUCACAUGAUAUUUGGCUUACAAAUUUGUUAAAUGCAGAAGAUUAUCCUGAAAACCAAGAUAUAAUAGAUUUACUCGAUAAAAAUGAAGAAAUAAAGGUCGGAGUCAUGCAAAAGCCAGCUAUCAUACAGUUGAUGGCACUCAGAUGUCUUUGGGACAGUUCUUCAGAAACAAUUUUAUUAACGGCCAAUACGCAUCUCUAUUUCAAUCCGCUCCAUGUUAAUAUAAAAGUUCUUCAAGCACUUCUUUGUGCUCGUUACAUUUUACGGAUUGUGCGGAAAUACAGAAAAGAAGAACCAGAAGCUAAAAUUCAUUAUAUUUUUGCCGGCGAUUUUAACGCAGUUAAAAAUGAAGGAGUUUAUGAACUGCUUUGUGAUGGUUACUUGUCGAAGGAACAUCAGUGUUGGCUAUCAAAAGGUUUGUCUCUUCUAGAUGAUAUUUCUGUUGAUAGAAUAGAAUAUUCUGGUGAUUCGAAAAGAAAAAAAUAUUUUUUCAAUCUAACUGGUGACGUUUCCACAAAUUAUACUCGACAUCAGAUUAAUAAUAUUGAGCGUGGUUUCGAUGGCUGUUUGGAUUAUAUAUGGGGAAGUCAGAAUAUACAGGUGGAAAAUAUUAUACCUAUGCCAUCAGAGGAUCUUGUUCGUAAAUAUAUCGCCCUGCCAUCAAAAAUAUGCCCAAGCGACCAUCUGCCAGUCGUAUGCGAUAUUAUAUUGACUUAA
Molecule: messenger RNA, 1683 nt
Organism: Dracunculus medinensis (Guinea worm)
Lineage: Eukaryota; Metazoa; Nematoda; Chromadorea; Rhabditida; Dracunculidae
Source: the annotation of a GenBank genome assembly